AUCCCUGGCUGAGGAGAUGAUUCUAUAUCUUUAUCGAAUCCCACUAAACGACAACUGCAGAAAGGUCGUGUGAGGGGGCGAGAACCACGGUGCGCGCACGUCACAUCCGGCGGGCUUCUCCCUGACCGGUUUCCACACUCAUGCCCCGCAUCUACAUUCCAACUCGUCAAGGCUAGUACCCAUUGUUCUACAUCACGGCCCUUCGACGAACCCAGACACUGCGGUGUUGGCAGAAUCGAGUGACCUUUUAUCACUUCCAUAUUGACCGAAGGUCCAGCUACUUCAGUGUGUAUUCUGUAACUAUCUACACGUUGUUGUGCCUGCGUUCGCGCAUAGUUGGCCCGCUUUGUAGCCAUCACAAGCCUUUCGCAGCUUGCUACCUCCAGGAUCCCUACGAGACAUGGCCUCCAAGGCUCCAGGGAUACCAAUUGGUAGACAAAGGCAUUCCAUUACGAAACGAGCAUCUUCUUCACAGCAAAACGAUCACGAGCCAAUGCCACAUGCGAUCGAAAACAACGACUCGGGCGACGAUCUUGAAGUUGAUCUUGCGAAAGCUGCCUUGGCUACUGGAACAACAGCUUUCGAAGCCCAAAAAUGGAUGGAAGCUGAGUCACUUCUAGAAGAAGCUCGUCGUGUGCUGGAAACACUUCCAAAGGAACGGCGCACGUUCUGUGACAUCUUUGACCUCCAUUUCAAGAUGUCCAUCUGUACAUAUUACACACAAGACCAUGCAACUGCCGAAGAAGCUCUUAUAAGCCUUAGUCAACACGAGUUAACUUCCGAUGUGCAACAGGAGCGUAUGUGCGAGGCUAUGCACUUGCUUUCACAGCUGCACAUCCGGAUGGGUCGAGUUGAUAUCGCAAAAGAGGAAUGUAAAGGGACGUUACAAACAAGGAGACGCCUUCUAGGAAAGCUCAGCGAUGCUUCUUUUGAGUCCAUGGCGCUUAUGGCACAUAUUUGCGUCCUGCUCGAUGAUCGUGCCUUGGCCAAAACGUACCUUGCCAUGAUCUCAGAAGAGAGAAGAGAAAUCAUACUCAAGAGGCUUGGUAUGUCACUAGGUAUGGGUAUGGGCCAUCUAGAUUUCUCUACGAUCAUGUACAGUCAGCCUCUCGAGACCACCUUGUCAGUGACGAAGAGGGAAUCUUCCCAACAUGCCGUGCCAUCGGCAGCAGUAACCACUGCAGACCAGAGCUGGUAUCGGCUUCCACCUGCCGUGGCGCAUUCCCCGGCGCCUAGUCGGAGCUCCAUAGCCACUUCUGUAAGCAGUCCGAACUUUUGGCAGUCACCUCCGAGAAACAUGUCUGAGGAAGCAAGCCCUCGCCUACAACAGGUGGGAUGGAACACACCUCCUUCAUCAACGGCGGGGACUUUCGAAGCCGUAGCUAUAAUCAAUCCAAGAAUAGCUCAAAACACGACCGUUGGCAGAGCUGGUACACCUUCUACGACGGUAAAUGAGCUUGACAUUCGAGAACAAAGACAUAUGCAAUCUUCCAUCCCUUCUAAGCCCUUGUCUCGCAAGGACAUCCUCGAGAAAGUUGGUUGUCAACCACGAGACAAUAUUGAGAGAGUGGUCUGCAAAGGCGACCAACAGGGUCUAGCAAAGCUUCUUGACAAGAAGAAAGGCUUCUGGCGAGGCAGUCUGCGCAAGCAUUUCCGGCCGGAGCGCGUUACAGCACUACACUUCGCAGCGCUGUUUGGCGAGGUAGACAUGGCACGCCACCUAAUAGCCACCAACUUCAACGUCAACGAAGUUCCGUUUGGCUACUCCACCAGUCUCACUCCGCUCCAUUUCGCCCUCGGUGCGCGGCAAGUCGAGAUGGUCCGGUUCCUGAUUGCGAAUGGUGCAGAACCCGUGGAGCCGGAUACUUGGUCCACGCUUGCCAGCCAGCUGAUGACACGCUCAUGGCUGCUUAAGACAUUAUCAGACUCCGAGAAGGAUGGUGUUGCAGAUUGCAUCAUCGCCAUCUUGGAGGUGUUGCUCACGGCAGGAUGGCAGAUCAAUUUGCCACAUGGGAAGGUGAAGGACACUGUAUUGCAUCAAGCUGUUGCCUUCUGGACAGGCUCGUAUAAGAUGGACUUGGAGGUACGUAUGGCUGUCACGCAGUUCCUGUGUAGUAAGGGUGCAGAUCCGUUCAGGAAGAAUAGUGACGGGGUGACCGCGUGGGAUAUUGCGAGUGAGAAGGGGCACCAGAACUUACUGAGACUCUUGGAUGAUACCGGGAGAAGAACAGAUGCGGUCAGUAUGGAGCGCGUCGAGCUGCCUGGGAAUUAGUGAGCACAUUGCGAGAUGAGCAUCUGUAGGAGAAAGCUUCGUUGUCAACGUUUACUUCUCUCAUGCAUAUUCAUCGCC
Messenger RNA from Didymella exigua CBS 183.55, 2350 nucleotides. RefSeq names its product ankyrin. Gene Ontology annotation, cellular component: cytoplasm; nucleus. The record is from RefSeq and is a predicted model, not a curated record. The transcript has a single exon. The coding region runs from base 401 to 2272 and encodes 623 amino acids. Gene Ontology annotation, molecular function: protein binding. Lineage: Eukaryota; Fungi; Ascomycota; Dothideomycetes; Pleosporales; Didymellaceae.